Messenger RNA from Anoplopoma fimbria (sablefish), 8530 nucleotides. RefSeq names its product neurabin-2-like. Gene Ontology annotation, molecular function: actin filament binding. Lineage: Eukaryota; Metazoa; Chordata; Actinopteri; Perciformes; Anoplopomatidae. Gene Ontology annotation, biological process: neuron projection development; calcium-mediated signaling; actin filament organization. Gene Ontology annotation, cellular component: actin cytoskeleton; dendrite; cytoplasm. The transcript has 15 exons. Bases 190 to 2904 code for a protein of 904 amino acids. The record is from RefSeq and is a predicted model, not a curated record.
GGAAUCAGCAGCAACCAGCAACCAGCAGCAGGACAAUGGACUGUCUCCACUCCGGAUCCUAACGGGCACCGGGGCUGCUGCGUCUGACAAACCGGAAUACGAGGAGGUGAAUGUCAAACAGCUCCAGGAUGCUGCCAUCCUCGUCCCUGCUGAGCUGCUUUUCAACGGUCGGCAUCUGAUUUACCAAACAUGAUGAAGACCGAACCCCCGACAGCCACGGGGGGCAAAGGGACCACUGCCGGCAGCAGCACGGGCGCGGGGAGCGGGAGCUCAAACCUGCGGAGUCCCUCGCCCCACCGCAAUGCCUACGAGGCGGGCCUGGCGGCGCUCAAGAAGGCCACCGACCACCUCAACAAUGCCGCAAACGGAGGCUCCGGUCCGGCCCCGAAACCCACUCCUCUGCCUCGCCCAACCGGGAGGGGCCGGAAUUACGGAUCAAAUGUUCACCGCAUCAAGAACAUGUUCAUGCAGAUGCAGUCCCCUGGCGACGAGGAGGAGGGAGCCAAAAUGAUUGGUGUAGAGCAGGCGGUGAAACUGUCCCUACCGAGGGCAUCCAGCCUUAACGAGAACGUCGACCACAGCGCCCUGCUCAAGCUCGGGGCCACGGUCUCAGAGAGGGUCAACCGUUUUGACUCCAAACCGGGCGGAGAGGGUGGAGGCUUCUCCAAACUCCAGGAGACCAGGAGGAUCUUCGAACAGCGGACUCUACAGGAGAAACAAGCCGCGACCAACCGGAUCCUGCUGAAGAAAGAGCGGGCAUCGGGCUUCCAGGACAGCCGUCUAGAUGUCGUGGCUCGCUUUAACGGCUCCACUGAGGCUUUGGACCGACUGGACGACCCCCCAGCUCCCGCACCUCUUCCGGCUCCCACUGCUCUUCCAGCUCCCGCUCCUCUUCCGGCUCCCGCUGCUCUUCCAGCUACCGCUCCUCUUCCGGCUACCGCUCCUCUUCCCGCUACUCUUACCGCUGCUGCUUCUGUCGGGCCCGGUGAUGCCGUCAGCCCCACCGUGAGCCAGCUCAGUGCCGUGUUUGAGAAGGGCGAACAGCCAAACAAUGUCCACCCCCCUCAACGUCGGUCAGGCCCUGCCCUAGCACCAAAGCCCAAACCUCCAGCCAGAACGGAGGCUACCGGAAGGAAGGGGAAGGUGCUCCCUCCAGGUAAGGAGGACCGCGAGGAGGUGGCAGCUAGCGGUGUUAGCACCCAGGCAGCAGAAGAGACUCUACAGAGGAGCAUUGUAGAAGCAAUGGCCUGCGGGGAGAACGAACUGUUCGGGCAGUCAGGAGACGAGCUCCCCAACUCCUCCUACUCCUCAUCGUCCUCCUCUUCUUCGGGAGUCAAACCAGAGUCGGAGGCCCAGCCAACAGCGACUGAAGCCAGGGGCUCAAGUACGGUGUCUGCCCCAGAGCAAGAGCCGCAGGCCGACGAGCAAGACGGCUCCACCGGUGGUUCUGAGGCUGGAUCCAGGCUGGUGCAGGCGGAGGUCCAUGCCUCCCUGGAAAAUGGUGAAAAAGAGCCUCCGGGUUCCUCUCCUUCUUCGGAGGAAGAGGAGGAGAGAGGAGGGGACUCUGAGAGGAGGGACGAGGAGGAGGAUAACGAUGAGGAUGGCUCCAGGAAGGAGGACUACUCGGAGGGCGACCUGGUGGAUAUCAGCGCGUACAGCGGGCUUGGGGAGGAGGACUCUGGGGGCAGCCAGCUAGACGACGAGGAGGAUGAGGAAGAUGAGGAGGCGUAUCAGCCGGAAACCAGCUGCUCCGAGAUCCCAGGUCUACCCGAGGAAGAGGAGCCCGCGCCACCGAAUAGGAAGAUCCAGUUCAGCACUGGGCCAAUCAAGGUGUUCACCACCUACUCGAACGAAGACUACGAUCGGCGUAACGACGACGUUGACCCCAUGGCGGCCUCGGCCGAGUACGAGCUGGAGAAACGAGUGGAGAAGCUGGACCUCUUUCCUGUGGAGCUGGAGAAAGACAGCGAGGGUCUGGGUAUCAGUAUCAUAGGUAUGGGUGCAGGAGCUGAUAUGGGUCUGGAGAAACUGGGGAUCUUUGUGAAGACGGUCACCGACGGAGGAGCAGCACAGAGAGACGGCAGGAUCCAGGUGAACGACCUCAUAGUGGAGGUUGAUGGGACCAGCCUGGUCGGCGUCACUCAGACCCUCGCCGCCUCCGUCCUCCGCAACACCACCGGCACUGUCAGGUUCGUGAUUGGUCGGGAGAAGCCAGGGGAGCAGAGCGAGGUGGCUCAGCUGAUCCAGCAGACUCUGGAGCAGGAGAGAUGGCAGAGGGAGAUGAUGGAGCAGAGAUACAAACAGUACAUGGACGAGGACGAAGAGACGGGUGAAUAUGCGACCGACGAGGAGGAGGAGAUGAGUCCGGUGUUUCCAAACUCCAUCGAGGUGUUCGACCUGGCAGAGAACCAGGACACGAUGUCUCCUGUGGAGCUGGACCCCGAGAAGCUAGCCCACAAAUUCAAGGAGCUCCAGAUUAAACAUGCAGUCACCCAGGCGGAGAUUCAGCUGCUGAAGAGGAAGCUGGCUCAUGCGGAGCAGGACAAGUUGCGUUGGCGGAUGGAGCGUGCUCAGUUGGAGCAAAACAUCCGGGACAGUAAAGAGAGGAUGGAGAAGCUGGAAGGCUACUGGAUGGAGGCUCAGUCGCUGUGUAAGGCGGUGGACGAACACCUGAAGGAAACCCAGUCCCAGUACCAAACCCUAGAGAGGAAAUACAGCAAAGCCAAGAGACUGAUUAAAGAGUACCAGCAGAAGGAGAUCGAGUACCUGAAGAAGGAGACGGCUCAGCGUCGGGCGCAAGAAGAGAGCGUGGCAACACACAAAGAGGAGGCAGACAACCUGCAGGAAAAGAUUAUCGACUUGGAGACCAAGGUGGAUGCCCUGAAGACCCCCAACCCCUCCUAAACCGCUGCUACGUCCCUACCUCCUGUCUGUGACCUGAAGAGGAGGAGCUCUGCCUUCGUUUAUGACCCCCGGGGCUGUCAUUUAUUCCCAUCAACCAUUUGCUGCACGGACAGGUAGUGUGGGGGGAGGGGGGGGGGGGGGGAGACUAACAGGGAGAGGACGAGGAGGGAAGAAGCAACCUCUCAUCUGACAUCUGCCGGCGGCUUAGCGCUCCCGUCAGCCAAUCCCAGAACGCCUCCCUCCGUGAUACCCAGAAUCCUCCUCGUGUGUCUUCCCGGCAAAACCCCGGCUCAGCAAUCAACGCGGAAACCACAUCCAACAACCCGUGCUUCACGUAUUGGACGAUCCGCUUCUCCUCUCUUCAAUCAACAGCACCUUCACCGGAUUCACAUUCAUUUUACAAAAAGCGCUUUUUAAUUGAACAGGCUCGUCACAAAGUGCUUUUUAUAGAGUGACAGAGGGCACGCACGCAGAACACAAUGCAACAAGAACUGACGGAGGUAGUUUGAUUGUUGUCGUGCUACUUUUAAACUAGGUGGUUGCGGAAAACUGUUCCUUUAUAAUUUUUUGGGUGGGGGGGCCGGACUGGAUUAUUACGAAGAAGACGAACUGUGUUUUCUGUCGCGUGGCGUUGAUCAUUAAAAUCUGAAAAACGAACACGGAGACAUGUCCACCGCCUUUUUAAAAGACAAACUCUGAAGUGGAGCCUCGAUAGUGACACACAACAAAAACAACAAAAACUUUGAAAGGAAAUAGCCACCACCUGCUGAUAGUUAAGUAAUAAAAACUACAAAAGAAGAUGGCCGACAAAUUUCUGAUUAGUGACAAAGAACUUCCCGCCCUGGCCUUCUCUUUUCAAGCUGUGCACGCAGUGGAAAGGAAUCAGGUAGAGGCAUGCUUUUCAGGUCUGAACUGUGGUGGCGAAACCGUUUGUAUAUAUUCUAUACAUGUAUUUAAAAGUGUUUAAACGGCUUAAAGCAAUUAAGUGGGUCUGACAGCCGAGAGUAAGGCGGUGCGAUGAGCCGGAAUGACCACGAAACGGUUCCCCAUUCAGUCCGUUUCAUCUCUUUUCUAUCAACAUCGACGGCAAACAGGGUGUGAAUAGUCUAAUGUGUGCUUCUAGAGCUUUCUAAUGGUGUUUACCCGUUGGCGUUUAUUACAGUAUCUGUGGGUUUACAUGCACAACAACAUUCUGUUAAUUCACAACCAAAAUGUAGUAAAUUCUUGAGUUGGUGCAGGGUUUUCAGAAAUCUUAUCCAGGAUUUAAAAAAGAAAGAAAAAUAACUGAAUAUGCUUGUUAGAAUUUACAAGUAUCCCAAGGCUGUUUUUGCUUAGUUUCAUGAGCCGAGGCUACGUAAGAAACUGCAUAUUCAGUUAACGGCGGAUAUGUACAACAGGAUCUCCUGAGGUGCUUUAUCAGUUGUUCAAACAUUUCCUGGAGGCUAAACUGCUCUACGACUAUUCUCUUUAGUUGAGGUAAACACGAGUGUCAAAACAUUCUGAGAGAUACUGGACUUUUGAGGUGAUACUUUUAAAUUUAAAAACUUCUCAGUAUGUUCACAAUAUAUCAGACCAUAUUAUUUUUCAAUAUACUUAAUUUUAUAAAUUAUACAUAACAAACAUAAGAUGCUUAAAAAAAGAAAGACCAUAAUUAUUAGAUUUUUUUUAUAAGCAAUUUAUUAAUGAAUUCUGAAAUUCCAAUACUACUGAAUUUAUAGCAGUUUUUGGUUAUACUUUGAAAUCCAUCUGUCUGCCUAUAUGUGGUUUUAAUUCCCCUCUUUUUUUUCUCCAAGUGGUACAAUUAACUGAACUUAGAUCAUGCCAUUGACAGUAGAUAACCUGGUAGGCCAGAGGUCUGAUUGAUUCCUUUGGGCUCUUCAGGCUCUGAUUUUACCUCUAGAUGCAUCCAAUAUUAUUUAAAACAACAAGAUUUUUUAAAACCGACUUGUUUCAGAAUUUGAGUUUAGUUUUGAGAAUGUCUGACGCAGGUCAGACAGAUAUUUUUAUAUUUUUAUACAAUAUUUCAGUGCUACACAUUCAGCGGUAUUACAAUUUCAACAUUAAGCAUUCAGCAGUUACAUAUCAAAAUGAUCUUUCAGCUGCUUAUGAAAUACAUAAUUGUAAUGGCCUUUCUAUGCUUCCGUAUAAAUCAUAAUCAGUGUCAGUAAGGCUGUAAUCGCUAGUUAUCUAAGUUAGCUACGUAGCCUUUCUGAUUUUUUUUUUUAAUCCUGUUGCUAUCCAUAUUUCCUGAUGUUGCCGAUUAAAUCAUUUCCAAUUCUAUGUUUUAUUGAUAUUCAGAAUUGGUCUUUUCUAAUCAGCCUAUAGAGCCUUGUUAUGCUCACUUACAAGGAUGGUUUUGCCUCUGGGAAAUGUUUGUCAAACUACAUCUUCCCAGUGUAUUCAGAAAACCGUGUGCAUGUAAACACACUCCACAUCUCUUGGAUUACGCGAAGAGUAAAGGGUCCCAGUGCCAGUAUUACGAACUUAAAUUUGUGAUAUAUGCCUGACAUUCCAAAUGUGGGUGGAAUACAAAAGUGUUACUGUGGUGGUUAAAGGUCAGAUCAUUAUUUUCUGGAACCCAAGGACCACUGGAGGUUCAGAUGCAGAAACAUUGUUUUGUUGAAUUUUUUUCCAAACAAAUCGAGUAAAUUGCAAAAAAAUCAAAGACAUACAGAAAUUAUGUUGCUUGUCAAUUAUUUUGGGUUAUGGGUCACAUCUUGAUUAUUAAUUCCAUCAGAGAUUGGUUGUCAAAUUAGCUAAUGUGGAAAUAGCAAAUUAAGACAUUUGUCCAUACAAAAUAAUUUGACUACUAUCCAGUAGUUGGUGAGGACUUUUUGCUAUUCCAAAUAUGAGGCUCAUAUUUGCAUGUGGAUGGCAAAAUGGUGCCGAGUAAGACAGUGUUUUGAACGGACCAAUAGCGUAUUUUGCUGCUCGUUCACCAUGGUGAUCAUUAUGAGUUUGUAUUUGUCUUUAUCGAGAUAAUACAGCUUGCUGGCAAGCUCUGAUUAGGUUGCCUAAAUUGGAAACACUGAACCAAUAACAGUUUAAUUAGGCUAUUUCGGUUCUCGUCAAUAAUGAAUGCAAACCAAAUAGUUUUCAUGGUUUCUAGAGAAUUAAGUUAGGGUGAAAUAAUUUCCUCUGGCACCAUCUUCUGGUCAAACAUUUCAUUUCUCAGAUACUUUGGUUAACAAGGAAAACAUUCCCAUCAACAUUGUAUUUUGUAUUGAUUAGCAAACGUUAGCAUGCUAAUACACACUAAACCAAGGUAAAUGUUACACCUGCUAAACACCAGCAUGUUAACAUUGUCACUGUGAGCAUGUUAGCACGUUGACAUUAGCACUGAGCCUCAAAGCAGCGCCUCCAUAGAGCCACUAGUGUGGCUGUAGACUCUGUAGUCCUCCUGAUAUUAUAAAAUAUUAAAAUAAAUAUUUUGUUUAUUUGUCAUCUUGCAAACACAGAAGAAAGUUCACAAAUAUCAUGUAUAUAUAUUUGUGAAAGUUUUUCUGUUUGACAGAAAAAAAUUCAAAUCUAAUGUUGCACUUCCAAAUUGUUAAUAGUUGUUCACAGAAGCUCGUCACACUGACAGUGUUGUGUUGUACAGACAAACCUUUUAAAAUUAGGUAUUUUAAAAAGGUACCCCUUUUUUUUUUGGCUGACCGAUUACCGGCCCCUGUUUACUAGCGUCUUAAAAUGUACAAGCUUCCGACCUUCACCUCUGACAUGCAGGAACUCAUCAGUGUUACAGGAAGUAAUCAGUGUUAAAUUUUCAGUGACUCGUGGGAGCAAAUACGCUUUUGUAGUGCUCAACUCAUGAACUGUUGGGGAAUUAUUUAGUUGUAAAACAGGAUUAUAAAGAACGUUAACCAACGGACUAAGGUCAUUUUUCUGUUUGUAAAGUUGUGUUUUGAGUCCUGAUGGGAUGAUGCAUUUUGUAGGCCAACCAGGAAGUUAGCAUCGCACUGGUUCCCUUCACAAAAAGCCAAUAUGAUUUUUAAUUUGAUUUUGGAUAUUGAAGAAAAUAUGUUCAUGACCCUACACAGUUUUGUUCAGCAAGAUAAUCUUCACAACUGAACACCACUUAAUUGAUUUCUGAAGCGUGAAUACAAUCGACAAAAGUGAAAAGCUAACCCUAGGCUAUAAAUUAACUACUGGGUCUCAUUUAGCCACUCGUUAGCAACCGCUUUUUUUAAGACACGUAAAAGCCUCAAAAUUCAAAAGAGGAACAAAACGUUGCGAUCUCUUCAAUUUGUGUUUACCACAAAACCCCCAGUACCCCAUUCAAAAAACGUAUUGACUUUAGGCAAGGGAACCAGGAAGUGCAAAAACGCUGACUCAUUUCCUGGUUUUAGUACCUGGACUCAUAAAACACCCACAAAAACAGUUUGAAUGAUGGACUGAUAUCAUGAUAUAAGUGUAUUUGAGUAAGACAAAGGGCAGCAAGUACAAACUUGCAGUAUAAAGGUUGAUGUUUUUAUUUAAGACAACAAGUAUUAGUCCAACACAUGCAGUAUAUUUAUAUUGUUGUCCUGUCGGACUGGAGCAAAGGGGCUUCUAGAGCAUUUCUUUUUUAGAGGAAUCCAAAUCAGCCAUAAGCAACUCACUUUAGGUAUUUUUCACAAGUAUUUUUUAUUACAGUCUCAUCUCUUAUGUCAAACCAAAUGUGAGCUGUGCAGUUGAUGUUUUAUCACCUGGUCAGGUUACUUUAAGUUGAAAAUCUGAACGCAGGAAGUGAUCACCUCGCCUUUUUUAUGACUUGACCUUAUUAGUUAACGUGCUGCUUUUGCCUCCACAAAGCCUUCCGACGUGCGCUACCCAUAGAUGACCGUCACCGUGGUUACCCACCACAUCCAUCCAUCACUCAUGCCCCCAUCUAAAAGAGCGUUUGCCAGUGAGUAUGGAAGACACAAACCGCCAUGUUGGACAGACAGAUUGUAGCACCGCAGCAUUUAAAUAUCGAUACAGAUCGAUGCCUUUCUCCCAGACACCUUCUUUACUUUCAUUGCUUCACGUUUCCCCAACGCUGUGAGGGUUUAGUGCCUUGCUUUAAGGGUUAAGUAAGGAUAAUAGUUGAUAGUGGGGAGCCCACGCCCACCCGUCACCAAAGCUCGACGUUAGUCAGACCUCAGUGCAUUUUGGCGAGUAAAGCCGAAUGCAAAUGGACCGUUUCUCGCACCUCUAAGUUUUACCUUGACAACUGGCACGUUCUGUCCCGUAACCAUUGGCAACCAGUCUCUAAACACUUCACCUGUUAGAAGUUUAGGCUUGUGCUGACGUGAUGUUUUAAGAAACUGGAAAAAAAGGUUUAAAAAUGCAAAACAAAAGCACUAUAGGCAGUUUUGUUUUAAUUGUUUUAGUGUGAAUUUUCCAUCCGCUUUGUUCCAGCACCCUGAACUUCUGGGCUUAACUUUAGAUACAUUGACGACAUUAGAGAGAGGUAUGUUUCCACGAAUGAGCGUGAGCGGGGCAAUCUGACGGCGCAUGACUUGAACCUCUUGAGUGUGUGUCGGGUCUGAAACAGAUUUCCCUCUCUGCCCGGCUCUGUUCUGUAGAUGAUGCCGCCAUGUGUGUCCGAAACCUAUACCUGUCUGUCAGCAUUAAUAAAUAAACAUGAGAUAUGUUGAAACAA